UGUAAAUAUCCAUUUCGAUCCAACAAGACAGAAAUUUGCUAACUUGCCGAAUAUUGAAUUCGAAUUACAAAAAAAUGGAGCCAUCGAAUAUAAUAACUUAUGAAGCAACUGUUACUACCGGUUUAGAAUCAUUGGCUCGUAAAGAAAUUCGUGAAAAAAUUGCAGAUUGUUUUGACAUUAAUCAUACGAAUGGACGAAUCAUUUUCCGUACAAAAUGUGGUUAUGAUCAAAUUUCGAAAUUAUGUUCAAUCGAUAAUAUUUUCACCGUUAUCUAUGACGAAUAUCAUCCACAUUUGAUCGAUAUGGAUCUCGAAACUCUUGAGCAACAAAUCUUCAUGUCUGUGAUUGAAAAAUGCGAUUGGAAAACUGGAAUUAGUGUAUGGAAAGAAGCGAUAAAAUUUACCGGAGAUAUUGAUGCUAUACUUGAUCCGGAUGAUAAAUCGGCAAUACCUUCAUUCCGAGCUUCAUGUAAUCGUAGUGGUGAGCAUAAAUUUACAUCCCAAGAUGCUGCACAUCGAUUCGGUGGCCUUAUCAAUGAUCGAUUUCAGUGGAAAGUUUCACUCAAACAAUAUGAUUUGGAAAUUGUGCUCAACAUCAAAGAUAAUUCGUUACGAAUAUCAUUGUGUUUGACGAAACAAUCGUUAUCCAAAAGGCAUAUCGUAUCGUUUGGCCUAACAACAUUACGAGGAACAAUUGCCUAUAAUCUCAUUCAAAUAGCCAAUGUACAACCCGGAGAAAUUGUCUGUGACCCAUUAUGUGGUUCAGGUGUCAUACCGAUUGAAUGUUCGAAAAAUUGGCAUGAAAAUUUUACCAUUGCUGCCGAUCUAUUUGAAACGGCUAUCGAUAAGACUCGAACCAAUUUCAAUGCAAAUGGUCUAUUUAAACGGGCUGAUCUAUCGAAAUGGGAUUCAACACAAUUACCAUUGAGAGACAAUACAAUCGAUGUAUUUGUUACUGAUCUUCCAUUCGGUAAACGAAUGGGAACCAAAAUGGAAAAUAGAAAAUUGUAUCCAUUGUUGAUAACUGAGAUGAUUCGAUGUGCCCGUUUAGGAUCGGCUCGAAUUGUCAUCCUAACUCAAGAUAAAUUGAAUGCCAACAAAACAAUCUACAAUCAAAUUACACAAAAAUAUUGUAAAUUCGAAAGAGCAUAUCAUGUAAAUGUUGGUGGUCUGAAUGCUUCAGUUUACUUAUUGAAACGAAAUGGACAAUCAUUUGACAAAUAAACAAAAUUUUUAAUUUUAUAAA
Messenger RNA from Dermatophagoides farinae (American house dust mite), 1245 nucleotides. RefSeq names its product tRNA (guanine(6)-N(2))-methyltransferase THUMP3. Lineage: Eukaryota; Metazoa; Arthropoda; Arachnida; Sarcoptiformes; Pyroglyphidae. Gene Ontology annotation, molecular function: RNA binding; tRNA (guanine) methyltransferase activity. The record is from RefSeq and is a predicted model, not a curated record. Gene Ontology annotation, biological process: tRNA methylation.